UAUGACCUCCAGCCGCCCUGAGCCGGGCUCCCGGGCUCCCCUGAGUCCCUGCCUGCAGCCCCUGUCCCGAAGCUCUUCCAGCCUGCUGGGUGAAGGCCGGGGGCAGAGGCCCGCUCUCCGCAAGAGUGCCAGCAGCACCGUGUGCCAGGCCCAGCUGGGCGAGGCCAGCGCCACUCCCCAGGCCCCGGAGGAAGAGGGAUGCCAGGCAGGAAGCACGGAGCAAGCGUGGACCUCCAGCAUCCCCCCGCUGCCAGGUGCCGUGGGCCACUGGAGAAGUAGCACCGUGGGCAAUGUGUCCGCCGUGGGCGCUGGUGACUUGUGUGGCCUGCGGGCCCCCAGCACUGCCGCAGUGCAGAGGAGUCACUCGGACCUGGUCCGCAGCAUCCAGACUCGGGAGCACAGCGGAGCUCAGAAGGCCAGCCUCAGCUGCUCGGCCCUGGGCGGCUCACCCCUCCGCAGGGCUCAGCUGCGGCCUGUCAGUCUUGGCCAGGGUGGCCGGGAAGGGGAUCUGGCUCCUGACGAUGGGACUUCUAACUCAGCCUGGGAGCUGGAGGAGAGUCGGGGGUGGGAGCCACCUCCAGACCUGGGAGGCACAGCUACCCACAGCGGCAGUCCCCAGCCUGGGCCCAGAGCUGCAGGGCAGCCAGCUGCCAGCUCCUGCCACGCUAUGCCACCAGGCGCUCUGCUCUGUGGCAUGAGGGAGGCAGCGAGGGAGGCAGGCUGUCACCCUCUGCCUGCUGCAGGGGCCCUGGCCUUUCCCAAACUAGUGGCGUCGCUGAGUGAAUCCGGGCUGCAGACCCAGCAUGGGGUGAAGUGUCACUGCAGGUGGCCAGGGGGACUCCACUGCUGUGCCCACCCUCGGGGUCCCUCUGGUCUAGCCACAGAGCCUGGCUCCAGGACCAGGGAUGUGUGGACCAUGACUUCCACCAGUGACUUGGCCCCCAUGUGGGUGUCCUCUCCAUCAGCCCAGGAUGCUGGCGUGCAGGUGGCCCCCAUGGCAGCCUGUAAGUCUGUGGCCACCAGCCCGUCCCUGGAAGCCCCUGUGGCUCUGCACGUUUUCCCGGAGAUAACUCUGGAGUCUGGCCUGGAGGAGGUGUCAUCCCCAGUGCGGGACGUGCGCUGGGAUGCCGAGGGCAUGACGUGGGAGGUGUAUGGAGCUGCGGUGGACCCAGAGGUGUUGGGUGUGGCCAUCCAGAAGCACCUGGAGAUGCAGUUUGAGCAGCUGCAGCGGGGACCUGCCAGUGACGACAGCCUGUCUGCCGAAGGCCGGAGGGGGCCGCUGCGUGCGGUCAUGCAGUCCCUGCGGUGCCCCAGCUGCUGUGGUGCAGCCCCUGAGUGAGAACUGUGGCCCUCGGAUUGGCCUAGGCCCACGGACUCAGUCCUAUGCCAGGGCCAGUGGGGGCCCCAGGUCCCCUGGGCCUGCCGGGAGCUGGGCAGGUCUCACCUGAAUGUCAGCUUCCUGCAGGCCUGCAGCCUGGGCUUGCCCUGCAGCCUGGGCUCGCCCCGCCACCUGGCUGCGUUGAGAGGGCUCAAUUCCCAAGAACGUCUGGGGUCUGGAGUCUGGGUCAAGACCCAGCACUGUGCACAGGGAGCCUGUGCACUGUAGAAAUACUUGACAGGGGACGCUGCCGUUCAUCCAGGACUCUUGGCUGCUGUAGCUGAAGGCCGCACCAAUGAACAAUGUAUUGACGCAAAGUACGGGUCCCAGCGUGGAAGGGGUUGCUGUGGCCACAGGCUCUCUGCGUGGACCUGCUCACCAUCCUGUCUUUGCUCGAGUGAGACGGAACUACUGACGCCCGGCAGGCGACAGCCACUGCACCGUGAAUUGGACAGCGCGAAGCGGGCUCAGAUUCCAAGCCCGGCUGGUUGGGCUGGAGCCGUGUGCGGCACACGUGGGUGGGUUCUGUGCGACCUUGAGCAAGGACGUACUGAGCCACGUUCUGUGCCAGGCUGGGCAGGUGUUGCGGAGAGCAGGACAGAGGCUGCCCCUGGCUUGGCAGAGCUCAUGGGGGGCUCUGAGUCUGACAGAUGGGCUGCCAGGUUUUGGGGGUGCCAACAACUCAUCACUGUGUCUGGGGCUGGCCUCAGGAAGGGGAGGGCAGGGGGCCACCUGCCACAAAUGUGCCAGUGCCUGAAAUGAACCAUUGUCACCUUGUUCCUCUGGUGGAGGGUUUAUUUCCAGAUAGGAUUCUUCAAAAGACGGUGCAGGCAUGGGUGGGGAUGGACGGGGACUAGACCGGGGAGGCUGGCUGUGUGUCCUGGGCGGGGGCUCCCGCCUGCUGGGGAAGGGCCGAAGCUGAGCGGCUGCAGGGUUUGGAAGGUGUGUGGGCCGUUUGCCCAGUCCUGCCCUCGUGCUCUGGCUGGGGGAGGGGACCCAGGGGCUUGGCACAGUCUGCCGUCCUUGGCCAGCGACGUCUUCAGGCUGCGGGGAUGGGUGUGAGCUUGUGUCCUUACCUUGGAACAGAACUCCCUGGCUGCCCUCUGAGGGUACCCGAGGGUUAGGGUGUAGCCAUGGCCGGCCUGCCCCUGGGGCCCCUUCUGCACCCGGGGACCCAGCCCUGGGCCUGGCCCUUGCAGAGCUGGACACCACUGGUGCAGCGAUGGGAACCUAUUCAAGCAGGAGCCACCAUGGACCAGGCUGGUGGAGCCAGGCGAGCUGGCGGCUUCAGGCUGUGUCCUGAGCCCCACCACGGGGCACUGUGGCCUAACGCCCCUGUUGCAAGUGCACCUCUUUGCGGUCCUGGGCCUGUCGGUCCCUCUGUGGUGUGGGGACCUGACACUCUGGGAAGCGCCUGGUGUCAUGCCACCUUCCAGCCUGGCCCUGCCCCAGCUGAGGAGCCCCAGCCCGGGGCAGGUGGGAGAGCGUGAACACGGGCAGGCAGGUGGCGGGAGGAGCCCUGGGUGGAUGGAUCAGCCUGCUCAGGAUCGGGGUGCCUGCCGGGACUUUGGUGAGUCCCUGUGGGGCAGUUGUUGGGGUGUUGGUCAAAUUGGGAGGCUGGCAGGUCCUGGUGUGACUGAGGAAGGGGACUUCGUGAGCUGUAGAGGGUGGGGUACCACAUUCCAAUUGAAGAAUAGACUGUCUCUGGGCUGCCAGUGGGGAGAACCGGGCAUGGGAGAGGUGAAGAGAUAGGCAGGAGCCCAGGGGGACGUGGCGGGGGACCCGAGGAGAGGCCUGUCCAGGAGUGGUGGGGUGGACAGCUCGGGGGCCACACAGACACGUGCGCGCACACACACACACAUGCACACGCACACAUGUGCACAGAGGUCUCUGGUUGGGCAAGAUGGGUGAGGCCAUACAUGGGACCAGGGGAGGCAGGUGGGCAGGUUUGACUGGGCAGGGGCAGGGCCAGGGCCACAUACACGGGGUAAGACCAGUGAGACACACUUUCUCUGUCACGUACAGGUUCUGCCUGGCCGCUCUGCCGCCUCCACGCGGUACCUGGGCCAGUGGCAGAACUGCACGCCCAGCUCCUCGGGCCGAGAGAUGUGUGCAGGUGGUUCCGACCCACUGGCCGUGCCCCGGCUGGGUACUAGAGCACGCUCCUGGUUAAACCCUUGCCUUGCUCUUACCAGCCCGGGCUGCACAGUCUGCCCACAGGUCUGUGGAGGGACCAUGGCUUAACUUGAGAUAAUGGCCAGGAGA
Tupaia belangeri chinensis (Chinese tree shrew) is the source of this 3643-nucleotide messenger RNA. It is a transcript of the gene GPRIN2, whose product is annotated as G protein regulated inducer of neurite outgrowth 2. The transcript has a single exon. Gene Ontology annotation, biological process: neuron projection development. Gene Ontology annotation, cellular component: plasma membrane. The record is from RefSeq and is a predicted model, not a curated record. The coding region runs from base 2 to 1339 and encodes 445 amino acids. Lineage: Eukaryota; Metazoa; Chordata; Mammalia; Scandentia; Tupaiidae.